AUGCACGGGGUCUUAUCUCAUGGCCAUGUAUCCGAGAUAAUCAUUGAUGAUGAAAGCUACUAUGGUCAUGACCCCACCAAAGUUACCUACGGACCUCAGCCUGAGAGCAUCACCUGGACAAACGGUGCCAAAGACAACGGUUUUGUAACCUCCACCGCAAGCGCCCUAUCUUCCCAAGACAUCAUAUGCCACCUCAAUGCCACCAACGGACACCUGGCAGCAAAUAUCACUGCUGGCACGACCAUCACUGUGCGUUGGUCAGACUGGCCACAAGCCCAUUGGGGACCUGUGCUUGACUACAUGGCGCGUUGUCCAAACAACGAUUGCACAACAGUCGACAAAGCCAAAUUGAAGUUCUUCAAGAUCGAUGAGCUAGGUCAACUGACGCGAGGAACAGUACCUGGUUCACCAGGGUACUGGGCAAACAACAAACUUCGAGAUGCUAAGUUCACAUGGAAUAUCACAAUUCCGGCCAAGCUGGCUCCUGGAAGCUAUGUUCUAAGGCAUGAAAUCAUUGCACUUCAUGCUGGAGGUGCUGAGGGAUCAACACAGAUGUACCCUCAAUGCAUCAAUCUUGUUGUUGAGGGAGAUGGUACUGUUCAGCCCGAUGGCGUGUUGGCUACAGACCUAUACUCUUCUAAAGAUCCUGGCUUGCUGCAUAAUGUAUUUGUGGAUGAGUGGAGUGAUACAAAGUAUGUAAUUCCUGGACCUCCUGUAGCCAAGUUCUAG
This is a messenger RNA of Fusarium poae, 729 nucleotides long. RefSeq lists its product as uncharacterized. The transcript has a single exon. The record is from RefSeq and is a predicted model, not a curated record. Bases 1 to 729 code for a protein of 242 amino acids. NCBI's taxonomy places the organism in Eukaryota, Fungi, Ascomycota, Sordariomycetes, Hypocreales, Nectriaceae.